Limulus polyphemus (Atlantic horseshoe crab) is the source of this 2534-nucleotide messenger RNA. Its product is annotated as cysteine-rich hydrophobic domain-containing protein 2-like. The record is from RefSeq and is a predicted model, not a curated record. Lineage: Eukaryota; Metazoa; Arthropoda; Merostomata; Xiphosura; Limulidae. The annotation marks the transcript as partial. The transcript has 4 exons.
AAAGUGCAGUGUUAUUACACUUUGUUGUCUUUUGUUUCAGGUUGCUCCAGAAGAAUACAAAGCUACAAUGUCCCGAGUGAACAGUGUAUUGAAGAAGACGUUACCUGUUAAUGUCAAGUGGUUAUUAUGUGGCUGUGUAUGUUGUUGUUGUACGUUAGGCUGUUCACUUUGGCCAGUGAUAUGCCUUAGUAAACGAACAAGACAUUCAAUAGAAAAAGUAUUGGAUUGGGAAAAUAGCCAUCUUUAUCACAAACUUGGUCUUCACUGGAGGUUAGGAAAGCAAAGGAGGGAUUCAACUACUAUGAUGGAGUAUGUUCUACUGAUAGAGUUCAUCCCAAAAAUUCCAAUUCAUCGACCAGACUAGUUGAUGGACUUGUGUCCCAGCCGGGAACAAAAUAUAUAGUUGCCUAAAAAUAAGUAAAUUUAUGUGUGUCUUGCCUUGGUUACUGUGUCAUAUACCUGUACCCUGCACACAGUAUCUAGUAAUGAUGUUUCCUUUGUUUUUGUAUUUUGAGAGAGUUGCCUGUGAACUUUACUUUUAUUGAUUGGUUUAUCAAUAGUAAUCUAAAAUUAAAGAAACCUUAUUUGAAUCCCCUUAGUCUACCAAGUUUCACAAGAUUAAAGGGGACCAUUGGAUAAUGGAUUAAUUUGCUGUCAAAAGACUGGAUUUAUUGAUAAAGAAAGACGCGCGUUUGUUUAUUUAUUAUGCCUGUAAUAUGUUGAUAAUAAAUGACAGAACUUCGUUGUUUUAAAAAUGGCACGAUAGAAAUGUCUAAAAACAAUGAAAUGUAGUCUGAUUAUUAAUUGAUCAGCUCUUGUUAGCAGAAUACAAGUUGAAAAAUCAACUAGGUUUUAAAUUUUAAUAGUUUUAUUUCCAAUAAUUAUGUUUCUGUUAUUUUUUAUGGUGUGUUUUUAUUUAUUUUUCAUUCAAAAUGCUUUUAGUGUUCAUAAGCUGAAAUAAAGUUUUAAUAGUGGUGGAGAACAACAACAUUGAUCUUACAAAAAGAGCCCAAAGUUUGUUAUUAAAUCUGUAUAUAACAUAUUAUUGUAAUUCACAGUCCAUGCUAAUGGGUCACUACCUAAACAGUACUAACUUUUAUUCAGAAUCUACCAUUAUGUGAGCUCUAAAAACUGUUUUCUCUCCAAACCUAAACUGAUUUAAAUCAUAACUUUUGCUUGUCAUUAUGUUUUCAGUUAGGAAACAUUAUUGUUUUUUUGUUUUUUUCACCUUUAUCUUAUUAUCCUGGAUUAUUUUAUUUUAAUGAGAAAACUAUAUUUAUGUAUAUAAUUGUUAAAACAGUUUCAUGAAUAUAGUAAGUUAGCUGUUAUUAUCUUGUUGUUGUUUUUUAUUAAUUAGAAAACAUAGUUCUGCUAUUUUAUCAAAUGUUAAAAGAAAAUUUCAGUGUGUCAAAGUUCUUAGAACUUCAUUCAACUUGAAUUUAACCCAUGAAUAGUGUGAAACCACAAACAGAACUUAGAUUAAUUUGAGGAAACAAAUUGGGAAUAUGUAACUGUCAAGAAAUAUAAUUAGUGGUUAAAACCCUAAAUAUAUAUUUCCACAUUUCUUCAAUUUAUGUUAUUCCUACUAAACUCUUCUUCAUAAAGAUAACAGCACUAAAUGAUCCAAGUUUGUAUGCUUUAAAAAAGGAAAAGAAAGUGAGGUAUGGUCUCGAUACAUGUUUUAUUUUUGUUUCCACCAAGUUUAAGGUAAUUUAUAUUAAUCUUUGCCGUUUUUUGUUACAUGUGAAAUGUUAUUUAUUGUAUAGUUUUUCUACUAAGGUGGUAGAUGUUUAACAGCUCAACUACUGAUUACUGCUUUAACUAAGGUGACUUGUUAUCAAGAUAGCCAUGUCAUGAUGAAAUUACUACUGAUCAAAAACAUGCUUCUCAUUUCUUUUAGAAUUAGUUUCAUAAUUCACUUUCAACACUUUUCCCUGCCAAGUUUAUAGAUAAACAACACUUUCCCUGCUAAGUUUAGAGAUAAACAACUCUUUCCCUACCAAGUUUAUAGAUAAACAACUCUUUCCCUGCCAAGUUUAUAAACAACAUUUUCCCUGCCAAGUUUAGAGAUAAACAACAUUUUCCCUGUCAAGUUCAGAGAUAAACAACAGUUUCCCUGCCAAGUUUAGAGAUAAACAACAGUUUCCCUGCCAAGUUUAGAGAUAAACAACACUUUCCCUGCCAAGUUUAGAGAUAAACAACUCUUUCCCUGUCAAGUGUAUAGAUAAACAACACUUUCCCUGCCAAGUUUAGAGAUAAACAACACUUUCCCUGUCAAGUGUAUAGAUAAACAACUCUUUCCCUGCCAAGUGUAUAGAUAAACAACUCUUUCCCUGCCAAGUUUAUAGAUAAACAACAUUUUCCCUGCUAAAUGUAUAGAUAAACAACUCUUUCCCUGCCAAGUUUAGAGAUAAACAACACUUUCCCUGCCAAGUUUAGAGAUAAACAACACUUUCCCUGUCAAGUGUAUAGAUAAACAACUCUUUCCCUGCCAAGUUUAUAGAUAAACAACAUUUUCCCUGCCAAGUUUAUAG